Messenger RNA from Mollisia scopiformis, 766 nucleotides. RefSeq lists its product as uncharacterized. The transcript has a single exon. The record is from RefSeq and is a predicted model, not a curated record. The coding region runs from base 422 to 673 and encodes 83 amino acids. NCBI's taxonomy places the organism in Eukaryota, Fungi, Ascomycota, Leotiomycetes, Helotiales, Mollisiaceae.
GGCGACUCUCUGCACAAUUCUCUCACCCUUAGCCUUCCGCGACUUAAUACCCGACGAAUCUACGAUCACAGCAAAGCUACACUGCAAACAACGAUGUCUGGCACCCGCAGAGAAAGAGAUCCUGUCAUGGAUGUAGGAAAGACCGCCGAACAUGACAGAUUUCUUGAGACUGUAUAUACCAAUUCCAUUUGUUCUUUGAGCGCGAACUGAAAGUCUGGACUAGACACGAGAGAAGUUGAAGACAUCAGGCUACGAAGGCCGCAAAGAAGCAAGAGAACGACUCCUUGCCCGAUUUUCUGUCCCAGAUAAAGACCUCGAUGAUUUGAAUCGUGCAAAGACAUUACAAGUCCUUAUCAAGCACGCUCACCUACCCGCCGCCGAACUUCGUCUGCACGUCGAACAAUUAAUCGAAGUAUGCAAGAUGCUACAGCAGGAAUUUAGCGACUCCCCUAACGAGGCCGUUGGCGAGGAAGGAGAGAAGCGAAAGUGGGUUAGCGAUAUCAGGGGGCAAGUUGAGGCUAUACUCUACCAUUUAGAGGUAGCGGGACGUCGCGAAGAACGCCACAGGAAGCGAGAGGAGCGUGACGAUAUGUUGGACGAACAACGGAAUCGUGUUGAUGACUGGCUCGAAAGCAUUACAGUCUCUGGGGCUGAUCCAAACAGCAGCGGAUGAGCAACGGAUGAGCAGUGAAUGAUGGUCAUAUUUGGGCUGGCGAUAUCUGAUGGCUAACGAUAUGAAUUUGCUCAGAACGCACGGACAAUCACU